AUGGGUGUAACAAAUUGACUCUUAUACUCACUCAUCGUCUCAUCCGUUAGCGACAAAUUUUUUUUCCGACGAGCGAUACUGAAUAUAUGUAAAAGUACUUAAAUACCUGCAGUACCGGCGUACACCUAUAUAUUCCGUAUCUAAGCUGUAUAUUGAAAUAAAGCCUAAAGCAAAAAAAAUGUCUGAUUAUUUCCAACAAACUAACACUAGUAAUCAAUCGGCAAAUAAUGAUGGAAACAAAAAGGACGAGGUAAUAAUAACGUUUAAUUACCAACCUAAUGGAACAGGACCAUCAUCAGAUAUAACAGAAAAUAAAAUUAUGGUCUUGGACUAUAUGCCUCGAAAUAUAAAUACGAAUUUCAAUUCAUUUGACAAUUUAAACACUGAAACGAUAGUUUUGCACAAAUUGAAUAUGUCUUACGAAGAUAUUUUUAAAACGUUUAAAGAAAAACUUAUGACCAAAGUUGUAAGCGGCGAUUACGCAAUGGGCGAUAAGGACGUUAUUAAUCUGGACAAAAUGAUAGGAUUAGCGUGUAUUGCUAUGAGUGAAUCUGAAAAAAAUAACAAAAAAUUACGAACCAGGCACAGCAUUUUACAGAAUAAAUAUGAAAAUUAUGACUAUGCAGUUCAAGAAUGCAGUAGGCUUAAUUCUGAAAUGGAUAAAAUAAAAUGUAAUCUUUGUUUAGCAUUAGGUCGUAGGUUCAAUGACAAGGAAGAUGUUAUGCAUUUGACUAAUUUUUGCGCUGCAUUAGUUGCACGCGAAAAUGAAUAUCAUUACAUUCUAACAGAAAACGAUAAGUUGAAAUAUAUUAUAAAUAACCAACUGGUGAACAUACGCGAUAAAACGUUAAAUAAUUAUGAUGAAGUUCUACAAAGCUUAGAAAAGUUUAAAGAAAAACUGUAUAUUAAAGAUCUCAAAAUAUCGCAGUUGAAAGAUAAGUUAUGUUUGAUAAAUGAAGAAAAAAAAAACAAAUUACAAUUAUUGCAUAAAAAUUUAUCAGAGUUUCCUGAAAAAUUGAUCGAUCAAAACGUCCACGACGCAUUUGAUUGUUCUCGAAAUAAUGACGAAUUGUACGAAGGCAAAAUGUUGAUCACAGAGCAGAUCAAUCAAAUCCAAGGAUCUACCUACUUUGAAUCCGAAAACCACCAACUAUGUGACUUAAUCAAUAUGUUUGCAAGAUUGACAACCGAUAAAGAAGAAGAUUUAAAAACAACUAAUAGGCGUUUAAUCAGAAAUGUAGAAAAUAAGAAUCAUCAACUACUAAAAGAAAUUGACGAUUACAAAAAAUGGCAGAAACAUUUGGAAAACGAGAACGAUAAACUAAAUUCUGAAUUUAAAGACAAGAAAGAGAUCCAAAAAACUUUAAUUGACAAAGAAAACGAACAUAAGAAACGCAAAGAAGAUUAUUCGAAAAUGAAAUUAAUGUGCGAUGAGUUAAAUGAGAAAAAUGCACACUUAAUAAAGUCGCUCGACGAGUGCCGACAACGAUUGAAUGACAGGAAAAUUAAAUGUGUCGAUGGCGAUAGCAUAAUUAAAACGCUUCAAUCAAAUUUAAUAGAACAGACCAAUAAAUUUGAACUAGUGAAUGCAAAGUAUAAUAAAGAAAAAGAAAAAUGUCAGCAAAACGAAACUUACACGCAACAAAUGAUGGAUGAAUUUACGAGCUGUCUCCAGAAAAAAGAAAUCAAUAUCGCAUUGGUACAAAAUGAGUGUAAUGAUUUGAAACAUCAAAUAAAGGCAGAAGAAGACUAUAUCGAAAAUUUAAAACACAAGGUUAUUACAUUAGAGUACGAGUUAAACAAGAAAAAUAAGACCAUACAAGAAAUAUUAAAAGCCCAAAGUAAACAGCACCAGCAGCACACAGCAACGCCACAGAUAUCCGACAACGAAUUAGAACAGCAAAUGGACAUACUACUAGACAAUAUUAGUACCUGGCAAAAUAUUAUAGACGGUUACGAGAAAGUGUUGUACAACAUGCAAAACGCCAUCCAGCAACAGUCUAAGAUAAGAAACUACUGCUUAACCAAAUACCAGCAUCUUAAAGAUAUCGAAUACAAAGCAACGGUGACUGAAAAUUUGAUUCAAGAAAAAGAAAUUAUUCUAUUCCAACACCAAAAUGAGAUUGAAGAUAUAAAAGAGAAAUACAAUUUGAAAAUCGCACGCAUGGCAGAAACAGAGGUUAAUUUAAGAAAUGAAAUUCAAGAUUUAAAGGAAAGUUUAAAACAGAAAAGUUUGCAUAUAACAAUCGCUGAGAAAAUAGCAAAUUUACAACUUAAAGAAUCUUUAGCCACAGUUAAAAACCAUCUCUAUAACGAUCAAGUAUGUAGAUAAUCAUUAAUCAAUAGUCACUAUUCACUAAUAAUUAUUAUUUAACUUCUUUCAAAAUUGUCUUAUGUAAUAUUACACAUAUUAUGCAACAUUAUAGUGGUGUAUAUUAUACAGUACUUGAA
Metopolophium dirhodum (rose-grain aphid) is the source of this 2451-nucleotide messenger RNA. Its product is annotated as repetitive organellar protein-like. The coding region runs from base 179 to 2332 and encodes 717 amino acids. The record is from RefSeq and is a predicted model, not a curated record. Lineage: Eukaryota; Metazoa; Arthropoda; Insecta; Hemiptera; Aphididae. The transcript has 4 exons.